AAUUAUCGAAUCCAACAUGGCUACAGAGGGACUUCGCGUCGAAAACCAGUCAGCAACGCUUGAUUCUCUUCAACGCGAAGCCGAAAAUCUAAAGAAGAAGUUGGAGGAGGAAAAGGAUAAACUUAAAGAUAUUGACAUCAAUGUAGUUGCGCAAAGGCUAGAUCCGCUAGCUCCCAUAUCUUUAAAACCCAGAAAGGUUCUCAAAGGACAUUUAGCGAAAGUACUAUGCAUGGAUUGGUCCAAUGAUAAACGUCAUGUGGUCAGCUCCUCUCAGGACGGAAAAUUACUUGUUUGGGAUGCUUUCAGUACUAAUAAGGAGCAUGCAUUCUCAAUGCAGACAACUUGGGUAAUGGCCUGCUGCUAUGCACCCUCUUCAACCUUAAUAGCCUGUGGAGGCUUGGAUAAUAAGUGUACAAUUUAUCCUUUGACUAUGGAAGAGGAUCAAGCUAAGAAAAAAGUAGUUGGGACUCAUGCCAGUUAUCUAUCUUGUUGCGAGUUUACCCAUUCCGACCAUCAGAUAGUCACUGGAAGUGGUGACAGUACCUUAGCCCUAUGGGACGUUGAAUCCGGUACUCUUAUGCACUCCUUUCAUGGCCAUACAGGUGAUGUUACCAGUCUGCAUUUAUCCCCUACUGAAUGCGGUUCAGUUUUGGCUUCCGGUAGCUGCGAUAAUACUCUAAUGAUCUGGGAUAUGAGAACUGGGCAAUGUGCCCAAAUGUUCGAUUCACACGAAAGUGACGUUAAUGCAGUAAGAUUUUACCCAAGCGGUGAUGCAGUAGCUUCGGCUUCAGACGACGCCACUUGUCGCCUCUUCGAUUUAAGAGCAGAUAGAGAAGUGUGCGCCUAUAAAAAGCAAAGUGUUAUCUUUGGGUGUAAUUCUAUCGAUUUUUCGUUAUCUGGUAGGAUAUUAUUCGCUGGUUAUAAUGAUUACGUGGUUAAUCUAUGGGAUACUUUAAAAUCUACGCGAUUGUGCAUGUUAUACGGUCAUGACAAUAGGGUAUCCUGUGUCCGAGUUUCUCCAGACGGUACAGCCCUUUGCACCUCUAGUUGGGACUAUACUCUAAGGAUAUGGGCUUAGAUACACACAAAAAAAACACAUGCAUACAUACAAACACACAAAAAUAAAGAACAAACAAAACGAAGUAAACAAAAUAUUAUUUUUAAACAUGACGGAAGAUGAUUGAUUCUUUGGUUCCUACAAAAUUACCGGAAAAAGAACGACAAAAAACGAUAGAUUACAAAAUAACUACAUUAUUGCAGAUUAUAAAGAAAAAACAAAAAAAAAUCACAUGCACGGUUACAAAGAAAAUAUAGUGUCACAUAUCGUACAGAGACUAUCUCUCCUUCUCUCUCUCUCUCUCUCUCUCUCUCUCUCUCUCUCUCU
Molecule: messenger RNA, 1384 nt
Organism: Dimorphilus gyrociliatus
Lineage: Eukaryota; Metazoa; Annelida; Polychaeta; Dinophilidae
Source: the annotation of a GenBank genome assembly